Debaryomyces tyrocola is the source of this 2007-nucleotide messenger RNA. Lineage: Eukaryota; Fungi; Ascomycota; Pichiomycetes; Serinales; Debaryomycetaceae. The record is from the annotation of a GenBank genome assembly.
AUGUCUUCAAAUUAUGACAACGAAAUACCGAAUAAACGAAAUAUCGACGAGUAUGGAGUAAAAAAAGCGGAUAGGAGGUAUAAGCCAAAUUUUCCAAAAGAUAUGCCAAAACUACCUUCAAUUGAGGAUUUCAAGUUAGAUCGUAUUAUCUGUGAUGAUUUGAAGGAAGAAUCACAGGAAGUUGUGGAUUCAAUGAUAAAAGUGGCGUCGAGUUACCAGAAUGAUUUGAAGAGUGAAAUUCGGAGAAAACUCUCCAUUGAACAAAAGAUCCAGUUCAAAAACAUUGAAAUUGCAAAGAUAGCACAUUCAUUGAAAAAGAAUAUUACAUUAAGGAAUAAAAAAUUAAGAAAGGCUAUAAGUAAUAAUGGUAAUGCAAAUAGUGUGCAUAAUAAUUCGGCGAGUUUACUUCUGUUAGGCACGGAAAGUACCAUUGAUGACGAAAUAGAAAUGCUAUUGGAGUUAUCAGCAAAGGCAUCUGGUAAGAUUCGGGGAUUGACCCAGAGACUUUCAAAAAUAGACCACAGAGUGAAUAAGAUGAAAUCGGAUGAAAUACUAGGACAACCGAACUCCCGGAGAAAACAAGAAUAUCCGUAUAUACAUAAAAUGCUUGCUGGCAAAGAAAGAAAGCCAGAUAUUAAAGUAAUACCAUCCGUUAAUAAAGUUUCGGGCGGAAAUUUGACUGAAAGGGAACCAAUGUCUUUCACUGCGAAACCAGAUGUAAAAAGUAAAGAACAGCCAUCCAUAAAAACCUCAAAGAAUGAACCAAAUACGUAUGGCACACCAAUUUUGGAAGACGAAGAAAUGAAUGCAGAGCAAUUUGAGCUAUUCAUGUCUUCUUCUAUAACCAAAUAUAGGGAACUUCAGCUGAAUAAGUAUAGCGACCUUGAUAUAUUUAUGAACCCAGCACACAGCAAGAACUAUGAAUUCAAUAACAAUGAAUUUUUCGAUGAGAAUGAUCGAAGUACUAUUGAUCCCUCUGUAAGCUUGUCUACCUUCAAAUCAGGUAACCCGUUGAGCUUAUUAUAUUCAUCCAUAAUUAAAGAUCCAAAAUCAAAUGGCCAAAGAUUGGCAGUUCGUCCGUCAUUAGGCGAAAUUACCAUGAAUGUAAAAUCCCCAGCAACUGUUAAACCAACUUUUCAAACGUCACAUUUCAAAAAACUAAGAAUCAAUGGAUCCCCAAUUACUUCUGAAACGUUCCUGAAAAUGAAGGAGAGACCAUCCUGUGAAUGCAAUAAUCACGAAGAUGAUGAUCAUUUAUCGCAUUUCAGUGAUAUAAGUGAGGAUUCUAUGGCAAAGAGAGCAUUAACUGAUUCGCUAGUGGCUUUGGAGAACUUUCAUGUAAGUAGUGACGAUACGUCAGGAUUAAAUACUGAGCCUGAAGACAAUGAUAUAGAAAGCGAGCCCGCUAUAACCUCAGAGUCUUCAGAUUUUGAUUCAUUGAGUAGCGAAUCAAGCGAUAACAAAACCAACAUGUAUGCCGACCAAUACUACUCAUUACUCAAAGCUGAUUUGAAGAAAAAGAAAAAGAAGAGACUACACCUAGAAAGAACCCAACAGAUUCACAAGCGUCGUAUGUACCAACGAAAAGAUAUGUCGCCUACACCAAAGCAUAAACCAUCGCAUCACUCUUUAAAGCCCAAAAGAUCCAUAUUGAAGUUGCCGCCUACAAUGAAAGUGCAAUCAAACUCACAUGUUCCUUCGCAUGCUAGAAUACGAAAGACAGAUGCAGUAAAAAGCAACACUAAAAAUGUCCGCUAUGCAUUGAAUACACCAGAGAUCAAGAACAUUAAUAUCAAUGCUCGGCCUACUGCUGGCUCAAAUAGUAUCAAUGAUUUUACAGUGACUGGUACAAUGCUUCUUGCCAGGCCAAAUUCUGGCGAAUCGAGUAGCAAUGAUAAUGACGAGAAUGAAGUCGUUCUGUGGAACGGUCUCCCUCAGGAACCCCAUGACGACAAUGCCGACGUUAUGAGUCUAAAAUCAAUAUCCAGAUUAAAGGGCUUUUUAUAA